Molecule: messenger RNA, 384 nt
Organism: Synchytrium microbalum
Lineage: Eukaryota; Fungi; Chytridiomycota; Chytridiomycetes; Synchytriales; Synchytriaceae
Exons: 3
Coding region: 1-384 (127 amino acids)
Biological process (GO): N-terminal peptidyl-methionine acetylation
Cellular component (GO): NatC complex
Molecular function (GO): protein-N-terminal amino-acid acetyltransferase activity
Source: RefSeq, a predicted model, not a curated record
AUGGACGAAACAAACCUAGCGGUCGCUCAAAUGAGCGUGAGCACAAUCAAUCUAGAGCCAUACAAGGACGAAAGCCAGCUCCAAGCUAUCAUGUCCCUCAUAGAAAACGAUCUGUCAGAGCCCUACACAGUUUUCACGUAUCGAUACUUUAUGCAUCAGUGGCCUGAUUACUGCUAUCUCGCGAUGGAUGGCGAAGAGUAUAUUGGAGUCAUCAUUUGCCGAUUGGAACCGCAUCAAGGGUAUAUUCCUACCAUGAGAGGAUAUAUUGCCAUGUUGGCUGUUCGGACUCCAUAUCGGAAGCUUGGAGUUGGUUCAAGGCUUGUGCAAAAAGCUGUUGCUGAGUUGAAGCGUGGUGGAGCAGAUGAGGUAGAUGAUGUAAAUUGA